Messenger RNA from Pediculus humanus corporis (human body louse), 1209 nucleotides. Its product is annotated as Septation ring formation regulator ezrA, putative. The coding region runs from base 1 to 1209 and encodes 402 amino acids. The record is from RefSeq and is a predicted model, not a curated record. Gene Ontology annotation, molecular function: protein binding. NCBI's taxonomy places the organism in Eukaryota, Metazoa, Arthropoda, Insecta, Psocodea, Pediculidae. The transcript is spliced from 7 exons.
AUGUCGUUAGGUUCGGUCGAUAGUUCGAUAAUACAUUUAAAAACAGAACCAAAUUUAAAUAUAGAAGCUGAAGGUCUUUUAGAAUAUUUAAUACAUAAUGAUGGACUUGUAUUAAGAUCAUAUUUAGAUGAUAAUACGUGUAGUUACGUUGUCGAAACAUGUCAAAGAGUUUUAAAUGCAUCGACGGAAAAGAAAAAACAAUCGGCUAUAAAAAUAACAUCGAAAGAAAAUUCGAGUCAAAAAUCAAAAGAAUCCGAUUUGGAAAUGACGUUCGAUACGAGAAAACAAUUUUCAUUAAGUUCGCCAUCUUGGAAUUCAAAUAUUUCUACAAGUAAAUCCAGCGAAAGACAAAAUGAUGCCUUAAAUAAAGUCAUCUAUCUACUCGAAGAUCACGAGGGUAUUGUCACAUUAAUACAAAAUUUGGACAGCGAGGUAACUCCACCCAUGAAAUACUUUUUAAAAGUAUUAAAAAAUUUUGUUAGAUUAGUGACUAACCAAUUGCAAGUGAAUUCCAUAGAGGAUAAGAAUAAGGAAAAUUAUUUGAGAAGAGUUUUUGAAAAAAAUGAAUUGGUUAAAAAAGAAAUAGAAAAAUUAGAAGAGGAAAUGGUCGUGACAAAAACGGAUGCUAAUUUUUGUUUGAUCGGACGUAACGUACUAAUAGCGAGACAUAAAAAUAAAAUAGAAAACGUUAAAAAAAAAUCAUUCGAAGCAAUUGAAAAAAGAAUAAAUCAAUCGGAAAAAGGAAUGGUUAGCGAUUAUAAAGAAAGUUUAAUACAACAAGAAAGAUUAAAACAAGAUUACGAACAAACCUCUGAAAAAUAUGGUAUCAUGUUAAAAGAUCAUUUACAUUUGGAAAAAGCUCUACGUGCAAAAAGAUCAAAAGUUGAAAAUCAAGUAUUGGGUUGGAUACAGAAGUUUGAUCUAGACAUUGGUGAAAGGCAAGCCGAAGAAGAAGAAAUCCAAGCGUUAUUAGAUAAAGAAAUCAAAUUGGGUAACGAAAUUCAAAAUAAAUUAGACGAACAAGAAGAAGAAUAUGAUGAAUUGAUGCAAGAAAAAGCAGAAUACGAAAACGAAAUGCUUGAAAAAAGAUUAUUUCAAUUUAUUGUCAAUAGGUCGGCGAGACGAAUUCAAAGAACGUUUAGACUUUAUAAAGCUCGUAAACUUGCUAAAAAAUUAUCUAAAAAAACAAAAAAGAAAAAGAAAAAAUAA